Chrysemys picta bellii (western painted turtle) is the source of this 933-nucleotide messenger RNA. RefSeq names its product plasminogen receptor with a C-terminal lysine (gene PLGRKT). Gene Ontology annotation, biological process: positive regulation of plasminogen activation. Gene Ontology annotation, cellular component: plasma membrane. NCBI's taxonomy places the organism in Eukaryota, Metazoa, Chordata, Testudines, Emydidae. The record is from RefSeq and is a predicted model, not a curated record.
GCAGAGAGACGCCGCCGCGGCGCCCGUGCGACAGGAGAAACCCAGUGCGGCUCGCUGGUUGGCCACCCCGCCGGAGCGCGGCGCCGCGCGGCCGCCAACAACCUCCCCGAAGGCCGGACAGAGCGCGAGGCGUCUCCUGAGCGAUCUCCUGUCCCCCGAGACCGGCGGCUCCACUGCCCCCUCCUGUGUUUAGAUCAAAAUGGGAUUCAUCUUUUCAAAAUCUGUGAAUGAAAACCUGAAGAGUCAACAGGAGUUCAUGCUCAUGAACUCUCGACUUCAGGUGUCCUCCUUGCUGCUGCACAUCACCUCUCCCAAGAAAGAUGACUCCUCUGCAGUUGUGCUGCCAUUAACUGGCUCCCUUUCAGCCAAGCCUGUGUCCUAUCCAUUCCUCUGGGGAAACAGCAUGAAGUGUCUUUUCUUGCAGAAAUACCACAAGCUGGAAAGACAGAUACUGAUGCAGAGUCAAAUGCGAGAGAGACAGAUGGCUAUGCAGAUUGCUUGGACAAGGGAAUUCCUCAAAUAUUUUGGAAUAUUUUUUGGACUUGCUGCUGUAGGUCUAACUGCUGGAGCAAUAAAAAAGAAGAAACCAGGACUGUUCCUUCCAAUGGUUCCCUUAAGCUUUAUACUUGCCUACCAGUAUGAUAUGGGCUAUGGAACACUUUUGCAAAGGAUGAAGGGUGAAGCAGAGAACAUACUUGACACAGAGAAUACCUUGCUAGAAAUGCCAAAAGGAGCCAUCACUUUUGAAAGCCUUGAAAAAGCCAGAAGAGCUCAGAGCAAGUUCUUCAUAGAAAAAUAAGAAGACUGUAACCACUCAGUACUUCAAAAUACAAAAUUAUUUGUUUGUAAUCAUGUUGCUGACUUAAAAUAUGUCAAAUUAUUAGUUUUGAGAACACAAUCUUUUUAAAAUAAAAUGAAUUUCAUUUAAAAAUA